Pseudogymnoascus destructans is the source of this 567-nucleotide messenger RNA. RefSeq lists its product as uncharacterized. Gene Ontology annotation, cellular component: tRNA-intron endonuclease complex. Gene Ontology annotation, biological process: tRNA-type intron splice site recognition and cleavage; tRNA splicing, via endonucleolytic cleavage and ligation. The coding region runs from base 1 to 567 and encodes 188 amino acids. The record is from RefSeq and is a predicted model, not a curated record. The transcript has a single exon. Gene Ontology annotation, molecular function: nucleic acid binding. Lineage: Eukaryota; Fungi; Ascomycota; Leotiomycetes; Thelebolales; Thelebolaceae.
AUGGCGACCUCCGACAAUGGGCCUCCUGCUGAGUCCGCUGUACAGGCUCUGCUCACCGCCGCAAGCCAACAGUCCAAGACCAGCGGCAUUCCCGCUCACCUUCACCAGCUAGCUGCGACUGUGCUCUACAACCUUCAAUAUCAACACGAAUGGACUGAACUCGCAAUCCAAACAACGUCGACCAUUACAGGCUCCACUCUUCCCAGGCCUCUCGUAUACGGGAUACCUCCAGCUCGGGCCUACGUGCACCCCGAUGAACAAGCCGAGAUCCUGAAAGCUGAGCACAAGACCGGGCAGUCGAUUCCUCCUAGUCCGGAGCCGGAAUGGGUCCUCCCAACACACAUCAACGAGAAGUGGAGCUUAAAGAAGUUUGCGGAGGUUUUUGACGCUAUAGAGACUGUGCCACCCGGAAGCACAGACACACUGGAGCAGGACGAGGACGAGGUUGGAGCAGGCUGGCGGGGCAAGAAUAGGCAGAAGAGACUGCUGCUGGCCACUCUGCACGAUGACAGCACAGUCGUCUACUACAUUGUGCACGAUGGGAUCGUCAAGCCACGGCAAAAUUGA